UGAAUGACACGAGAUGUCGAACUUGGAUGGUCAACCGUUAAUUCAAUGACUGCUACCUAGUAAAGUCUAACUAACAAAUAUGAUCUAAUUCGACAAACUUGAAUGUGACGUCGGGUGUGACGACGUCAGGAAACGUCACAGUGACACCGAACUUUCAGAGGGCGAGAGACGAAUGGGAAUCGGAUGAGCGAACUAAACUGAGGGAGGACAGGAAGUGACUCAUGCGAGUGUCAGCCGGUUUGGCUAGACUAUUGCACUUGUGGAUUUGGUAACCUAUGUAGGUAUAUACGUAGGCGCCUGUUGAUAAUACAAUUGUUCAGUCAAGAAUCGUUUGGUCGAGGUGCCGGCGUGCAACAUUGAACGUGCAAGUAGAUAUCUAUUGUCGCUUUCAGAAGAGACAAACUUCAAGGAACGGAAACAAGACGCGUCGUCAAGCUUGCUUGCGUGGUACACUGUAGUUAGAAAAUGAGCUACAGGCAGAGAAGUGAAGGGCAUGUCACUAACUUUGAGUCUCUAAGAGAUGCUGUUGCUAAACAUGGCAGUAGCCAAUGGUAUGAGAUUGCAAUGAAGUUGGGAUUGAAUGACAAAGACAUCAAAUCAGAAGCUUGGAAUAAAGUCGGUUCUGGUGCCAGACUGCUGUCUCUUAUUGAGCGAAACAGAAUGAGAGUUGGUGCAAGCAAGACUGCAGAGGACCUAUUGAAGGUGUGUUCUCAAAUAUCCACACCUAUAAAGGCAGCAGUGCAAGAUGAACUGGAAGAAAGAGGUCGUGAAAAUCAACUUGCAAGUGAACUCCCUACCUUGACAGGAAGUGCUGCUGAUUAUGUGUUAGUAAAAGAAGCUGUUGUUAAACAUGGCAGUAACCAGUGGUACACUAUUGGAUUAAAGUUGGGACUGAACCACAAUGAGAUGUCAGCAAUCACAUAUGAUAAACCUAAUCCUGCUAGAAAACUGCUGUCUAUCAUUAACACCAAGAAAGCCGAAGUUACAGCAACUAUAAUGGCAGAGAAUUUGCUGAGGGUGUGUAGUCAGAUACUCACACCUAUAAAUAAGAUUGUGCAAGAAGAAUUGGAGCGAAAAGACGAUGGAAGUCUAUUAGCAAGCGAAUCUAACGAGUCUACGAAUGUGGAAGGACAUGUUGCUGAUUUUGAGUCUGUGAGAGAUGCUGUUGUUAAUCAUGGCAGUAGCCAGUGGUACGAGAUUGGACUGGAGUUGGGGAUAAGCAAUGCCGAGAUUGAGUCAGAAACGUACGACAAAGGUACGUAUCGUAGCAAACUGUUGGCUCUCAUCGAGAUGAGGAAAUUGGACAUUGGAGCAAAGAGCGCAGCAUCAGACUUGUUGAGGGCAUGUCAUCGCCUACCCACACCUAUAAAUGGAGCUGUGGAAGAUGAAUUGAAAGAAAGAGAUGAUAGAAAUGAACUUGCAAGGGAGGCUCUACGAUUUACAGAAAAUGUGACUGACUUUGACACUAUCAGAAAAGCUGUUGCCAAGCAUAUCAGUAGCCAUUGGUAUGAGAUUGGAGUGGAGCUUGGACUCGACAAGGAAGAGAUCGAAUCGGUAACAUUCGAUAAGCCUAGUCAUGCCGGGAAACUAUUGGCCGUGAUUGAGGAGAAGAGAAUGGCCGUUGGAACAAGAACGACUGCUAACAAGUUGUUGACGGCUUGUCGUCAGAUAUCUUUGGAUGUAACAGAAGCGGUGGAAGAGGAAUUGGAGAAAAGAGAUGCUGACAAUCAAUUUCCACUUGAGCUUAUGAAUAUAUCAGGAGAUGCUGUGACUGAGUUUAAGUCACUAAGGGAUGCUGUUGUUAAAUGUGGCAGUCACCAAUGGUAUGAAAUUGGAUUAGAGUUGGGACUGAAGAAUCAUGUGAUUCAAUCAGAGGCUUGGGACAAGAGUACUUCUUGUAGCAAACUACUGGCUCUUAUUGAGGUGAAGAGGAAAGCCACUGGAACUCGCAAGACCUCGGAGUAUUUGUGGAGGGUGUGUCAUCAAUUGCCGACACCUAUAGAUGAAGAUGUACAAGAGGAAUUGCAGAUAAGAGAUGGUGAAAAUCAACUUUCAGGUGAACCCCCAAACUUGGCAGCAAAUGUUUCCACCAAUUUCAAGUCUAUAAUCGAUGCUGUUCUGAGACAUGGCAGUAGCCAGUGGUACGAAAUCGGAAUAAUGUUAGGAAAGACUCAUGAUGAGAUCUCACUAUCAACUUGCGAUAUCAAUAGUCCAAGUGGGAAACUAUCGACUCUCAUCUUGAGAACGAAGAGUGAGAUUGGAACUCGAGGGACUGCAGAAGUUUUGCUGACAUUGUGUCAUCGAUUACCAAUACCAAUACAUGGAGCAGUGCAAGAUGAACUGAUGAACUAGAAUUAACUUGUAUGUGAAUUUGAACAAAUGAGUCUUUUAGAUUUCCACACAAAUUCUCUAUAUUUGCAAAAGUUGGCAAUAUGAGUGAUUAUUUAUUAGAUGAUGUACACUGUA
Messenger RNA from Corticium candelabrum, 2466 nucleotides. RefSeq lists its product as uncharacterized. The record is from RefSeq and is a predicted model, not a curated record. Bases 466 to 2352 code for a protein of 628 amino acids. The transcript is spliced from 13 exons. Lineage: Eukaryota; Metazoa; Porifera; Homoscleromorpha; Homosclerophorida; Plakinidae.